This is a messenger RNA of Polyodon spathula (Mississippi paddlefish), 5016 nucleotides long. Its product is annotated as myotubularin-related protein 1-like. Gene Ontology annotation, biological process: phosphatidylinositol dephosphorylation. The transcript has 19 exons. NCBI's taxonomy places the organism in Eukaryota, Metazoa, Chordata, Actinopteri, Acipenseriformes, Polyodontidae. The record is from RefSeq and is a predicted model, not a curated record. The coding region runs from base 217 to 2352 and encodes 711 amino acids. Gene Ontology annotation, molecular function: phosphatidylinositol-3,5-bisphosphate 3-phosphatase activity.
GUUGCAUCCUGGGUAAUCGCAGCAGUGGCGCGACACUGGAGGGAGAUACGGCUGCUUCCUUAUUCAGACACUAAUCGGCGGAAGCGUUUUGCAUCGUUAAAAAAACAAACAGAGGAAGCCCCAGCCCCGGGAAACUAAAACGCCGUCUCUCCAAAGCCAGCUGGGGCUAUUGACCACCAAACACAGACUGAAAAGGAAAUAGGAAACCGAAUUAGCAUGGAAAAGCUGACUGCAGGAGCCGGAGGAGGCGGCUAUAGCGCAGAGCAGGGCUCAGCUGUUACCGGAGUCGCUAGGAAACCACCCAGACCACUCGGAGCAGGAUUGGGGUCAUCCAGGCAGCCCAGCGUGGAGGCUUUGGAGAGUCCCUCAGGAUCACAUGUGGAAUGGUGUAGACAGCUGAUAGCAGCCACUAUCUCCAGUCAGAUCGCUGGCCCUGUGACAUCCGAGGCCAUCUCCCGGGAUUACAAGGUUGGCUGGAGGCCUGAUCUGAGGGCACCCAAGAGGCCUCCUCUGACGGCACCCAAGAGGCCUCCUCUGGCGGACUGUCCGGAUGGACCCAUCAGCUAUCACUCAGACGCUGACCCUGAGCUCGCACCUCACACCUCGGCUCUGAGGGACGGGAACAGACUGGCACAAAUGGAAGAGGCGCCGCGCUUUCCUGGGGAGUCCAUUAAAGCCAUCGCUAAAGAUGUGAUGUAUAUCUGCCCUUUCACCGGAGCGGUUAGUGGGACACUGACUGUGACUGAUUACAAACUUUACUUCAAGAGCCUGGAACGGGAGCCACCGUUCAUCCUAGAGGUUAAUCUGGGAGUGAUCAGUCGACUGGAAACCAUAGGAGUCCAGAGCCAUGGGGAGAACUCAUGUGGGAUGGAGAUUGUGUGCAAGGAUAUGAGAAACCCACGCUUCGCUUACAAACAGGAAGAGCAGUGCAAACUGGAGAUCUUUGAAAACCUCACCAAACAUGCGUUUCCCGUUUCCAACAACCUACCCCUUUUUGCGUUCCUCUAUAAGGAGAAGUUUCCCGUUGACGGCUGGAAAGUGUACGACCCUGUAGCUGAGUAUAAAAGACAGGGUCUGCCGAAUGAGAGCUGGACAAUAAGUAAAGUGAACAGCAAUUAUGAAUUGUGUGACACCUACCCUGCUCUCCUGGUCAUCCCCACCAGCAUCAAGGACGAGGAUCUGAAGAGAGUGGUGGCGUUCCGAGCCAAGCAUCGCAUUCCUGUUUUAUCAUGGAUCCACCCGGAGAGCCAGGCUACCAUCACCCGCUGCAGCCAGCCCUUAGUGGGGCCCAGUGACAAACGCUGCAAAGAGGAUGAGAAGUACCUGCAGACCAUCAUGGACGCCAACGCCCAGUCUCACAAACUCACCAUCUUCGAUGCCAGGCAGAACAGCGUUGCGGACACAAACAAGGCUAAAGAGGGUGGGUAUGAGAGUGAGAGUUUCUACACCAAUGCUGAGCUGACCUUUUUAGAAAUCCCCAACAUCCACGUCAUGAGAGAGUCCCUUCGCAAGCUAAAGGAAAUCACUUACCCUGUCAUCGACGAGGCCAAGUGGCUCUCCAACGUGGAUUCAACCCACUGGCUGGAGUACAUACGGUUGCUUCUGACGGGCGCUGUGCGCAUCGCAGAUAAGAUGGAGUCAGGGAAGACCUCGGUGGUGGUGCACUGCAGCGAUGGCUGGGACCGCACGGCACAGCUCACCUCCCUGGCCAUGCUCAUGCUGGACAGCUACUACAGGACCAUCAAAGGCUUUGAGGUGCUCAUUGAGAAGGAGUGGAUCAGCUUUGGACACAGAUUUGCAGUGCGUAUCGGCCAUGGAGAUGUGAACCACACGAAUUCUGAGAGAUCCCCUCUCUUCGUGCAGUUCAUAGACUGUGUCUGGCAGAUGAUGAGGCAGUUUCCGGCUGCGUUUGAAUUCAACGAGCUGUUCCUCAUCACUAUCCUGGACCACCUGUACAGCUGCCUCUUUGGAACAUUUCUGUGUAACUCUGAACAGGAGAGAGUGAAGGCGGAGCUGCACACUAAGACUGUGUCCCUGUGGUCCUACAUUAACAGCCAGCCAGAGGAGUUCACCAACCCCUUCUAUGUGAACUAUGAGAACCACGUUCUGUACCCCGUGGCCAGCCUGAGGCAUCUUGAGCUGUGGGUUGAUUACUACGUGCGCUGGAAUCCACGCAUGAGACCACAGAUGCCAGUUCACCAGAACCUGAAGGAGCUGCUGGUGAUCCGCUCGGAGCUGCAGAAGAAGGUGGACGAGCUGCAUAGAGAGGCCAGCACCCGCUCCCUGUCGUCCUCCUCCGACCGGUGCUCGUCCCCCUCCCACUCUGCCACCCCUGUCCACACCAACGUGUGACAGGCAGGGACACACCGAGGCACCUCCGCCACUGUGCCAAUAGCAUCACAGAACAACACUAUGCACAGAAGAGGGACUAACAAAGUCAUGUCGGGUUCAGAGAGAUUCAGCUCAUGAAAUAUUUAAAGAAUGUGUUUUUUUAUUAUUAUUAUUCAUGAAACUGCUGUGAAAGAAACCAGCAGUGUUCGUUUAUUCCUAGAAGCAGAUUUUAAAAAUAACAUCCUUCAGUGAGGAUAUUUGAAGUGGGCGAUAUAUGUAAAAUGUAUAUUGUAUCUAAAUCAUCAUUCAGCUUGUGCCCGGGUGUUGUGAACCUGUCAUGCUUAUUUCUAUUUUGUUACAGGAUAUAAGAAGUCAGUCUUGAAAAUAAGGAUAAAAACAGAUAAAAGUAACUAACAGUCAUUUCUUUAAAAUACAGGCCAGCUGGCAUUGUGUGAGUAAAGCUCUUGCAAUUGAGUGCAUUGACUUUAAUUGUCCUGGACUGAAUAAACACGGCACACUAUUCAGUCUAGGUCACUGCUGUUGAUGUACACAUGUUAAAAAAUGCUCUACUCUCUUAAUGUAUUUAUCUGAAAAAAACGGAUGAGUUCAGUUUAUCCACAUGCUGCCACUUUUUAAAUCAUGGAAAUAGUGUCCUCCCUGGCCUUUUACACAAGACUAUGGGACUCAAAGGGCACUGUUCUUUUGAUCUAAUGGUAAAGGGUAAAUAUAUGCAGCUGUCUAGAUCACUUGAGCAGGUGAUCUACCUUCUUUGAUGUGCUUUUACAGUAUCCUCUCCCACACGUGCACACAGCCAUUCUUUCUAUCAUCUGAAGUCAUGCAUGAAGGGAUUUGAAACACACACACACAACACACAAUGAAUCGAAAUAUUCAAUUUUUUUUUUUUCUGCACAAGUACCAGAUCUUGUUGGCUUGUCAUAUUGCACUUUGUUCAGAAGAGUCUUUCAUUAAGAACACAUAAUGGUAUUCCCAGAACUUGUUGCAUAAUAAUAAUAAUAAUAAUAAUAAUAAUAAUAAUAAUAAAAUUGUAACGGUCAUUGGCCUGUAGGUUUAAAUAGUGUUUACAAAAAUAGACAUGGACAACAGAACUACAGGAAGUGUCCAGGUCUGAGUUGAGCCCUUGAUUUUGAAGUGAAGGGCAGGUUAACGAACCUGUAUUAUAUCGGUAUUUUUAAAGCACAGUAGCAGCACCAGAUUAUGUAGUGAACGCAAAUGGAAAUGUAGCUGUUCUAGUGGAAUGUAUAGGGGUGUUAUGGCUAUUGUUAUAAAUGUAUGUGUUUGUGAAUCAAGUACAAAUGUUAUAUGUAGUCAAUCAAGCACGUUGUAAUGUGUAAUUGUUCUGUCAAUGGAACCUGUUGGCCAAUAGGAACAAGUUCUUUUUUUAAAAUUCUAUAUAUGUUCAUUUUUAUAUAUUUAGUUAACUGUUAUAUUGCACCUAAUGUGUUACGUACAAUGUGUUUUUUCUGUGCGUACUGAUGUUUCUAAUGUGUGUCUUUUCCCAAGAAAAAGAUGUGCCAUAUCUUUAAGAAAAUCUUUAAGAAAGUAUUAUAAAAACUUAAGUAAAAAUAUAUUCCUUGAUACUUUUAAACAUGUUCUUUGUGUGUGAUUUGAAUUUGUUUUGUUUUUUAAUAUUGAACAGCUUCGCUCAGAGGGUGAAAUGUACAGGCAGACUGUAUGGAUAUCAUUGGGGUUUGGUUUAUUUAUCAGAUGCAUAUAGCAGUGUGGGUCCUGUAUGUUACUAAACCACCAAGUGUCUGUCUUUUUAUUAUUUCUACAUUAAGGAUGUAUUAAAAGUGUGUGCGUGUGCUGAAUCAAGUACUGCAAACCUGUUCUGUUGUUCUACAGCAAUUCUCAAAUAUAUUCACGUUAACACUUGAGCUGCAGUCGGAUCUGCCCAGUUGACAGCGAGGCUAGUAGAAUUGUUCAGUCCUGUAGGCUUUAGUGUAUUGACAAGCCAGUCUGACAGUUAUCAUGAUGUUCUGUGCUCUUUGAUUUGUGUUUGCUGGAAAUUGUAUAACUGUCUGUCCCCUGUAGCUGUAAUGGAGUGUAAUGCUGAUCGCAGAGUGGCGAAUGUAGUGCACAGGGUUGAGCUAGUCCAUUACAGUCCAGCUGGGACUCCUUUGCCUUCUUUCUCCCAGACAGUGCAUUUCAACACAAGUCAGAAUCAGACCCUGCAGCGCAGUGCUGUGUCCUGGGCAAGACUGUGUAUCUGCACUCUGCAGGUUAUGGGUAUUGGACCACCAUAAAUACAGCUGCUUCGCACAUACAGUAGGUAAAAGAAACGUGAUAAAUUCAACAGCAAACGUUUCGACUAGAAAUGGUGAUUGUUAGAGGCCACUAGUGGAAAUGUGUGACUUUAUUAAGUUUCUUUCAGUAUUUCUAAAUUCAGCGCUAUUGGGUGUUUACAGUUGAUACAUGUUGGUCUUGCAUGCUCUGCAGCUCUGAUAAAUAAACAGCUGACCCUAACUUAACCAAAGGAAAGUGGCCAAAUAUAGUGGUAUGUGUGUGAAGGAACACUUGCAGUACAAAAUACAGUAGAUCCUAACUAAUCAAAGCCCAUUGGAAGUGGACCAUGUUUAGAAUAGUGACUAGUUUGGAGUUCUGAUAUUAAUCUGUACCAUGCUAAAAGAAUACCUGGUAUAUAUUUUUUUGUUUUAGAUUUCUGAU